AUGUAGAUUACGGAUCUACUUACUACAAAAGACAAAAAGAUACUUGACUUGGUAAAGGAUCCCCCAAACAAUCUCAUUCCUAGGGCUCCUCUCACUCCCAGGUCAAUGCCGGUUUGCAAUGAAACUUUCUUUAGGCACAGAACCACUGAUUUAAAGCAGAACUGAUUUAAAUCUGUGCAUUGCCAAGGGCAAGGAGCAGAGGACAUGGAUAGAGAGAAGUUUCAGCAGAAGGCUCUGAAGCAAACUAAGCAGAAGAAAUCCAAGUCGGCUGAAUUUCUGAUGGUUAAAGAAGACAGAGAUGCUGCAGAAGGUAUUGGAAAUCCAGCUUUUAACAUGAGCAGCCCGGAUCUCUCAGCAUAUCAGACUUCAGAAAAGAACGUUAUUAGAUAUGACAUGCCAGAUCUCACCCUUGCAGCUCACCAACGAAAACUCAGGCUGCUCACCUCCGCUGAACCAAAAGGAAAUGAAUACAGCAGAAAUUACUUUGACCCACUGAUGGAUGAGGAAAUAAACCCAAGGCAGUAUGGGAUGGAGGUCAGCAGAGAGGUAUGUAUUAUGAGUAUCUCAGAGAAAGCAGAAUCAAAUUUGGAAAAUACGACUGGUCAUUCAGAGAAAGAAACAAAAAAGAGUAUCUCUGCAUCAAUGGAUGGCCAUGGUAGAUCCUUUGCAUGUUUUCGCCAGGGAAGGAUCACUAAUAAAGUUGGCCCCUGCCCUAUAGACUACAACCUCAGUCUCUUAAAAGAAGACCAUGAAUUACACUAUCAGGGAGAUAAACUGACUGAUCAUUCCCUGAGGGAAAGAUCAACUUCUGGGAGAACUGAAGGAAUUGAAGGUUAUUCACAGGACAUGUCUUACUUGGAGGACUUGGAGAAACACAAAUUUUCAGUUUGCUGCUCUUCUGCUGCUGAUAAGAGAGGAGCUGGAAAGUUCUCCAAGCAUCUCCAUUUUGUGCUAGUGUCAGUGUUUUCAGAACUCCAAUUAGCUCAAUGGCAAAGCCAGGGCUUUUGGUACAUUAUCCUGCUGAUGGCUUCCCUCUGGUUCCUGAGGCUCUACUUGCAUUACCUUGGCCAGUGGCUUUUCCUCGAGGCCAUCUCAACACCUGUGACGAAAUUUCAUUUUUACCCUCACACGGUUGAGCUUUGCUACCCGGCUUCUUCACUUCAAAUCAGAGAAGAGUUGCCCGUGGUUGUGGUGGGACCUCUAACACUGAAUGUGGUGAUGCUUCUUUUGGUUCUGAUCAGAUGGGGCUGUCAGCUGCUGUUUGCCUCCUGCCCUGAUGUCUUGUCAAAGUUAAUCAUUGCCAUGGGACUCUGGACAGUUCUAGACCCAUUGGCAGUGUUCAUAGUGGAUGUGAUCCUGGGGCGGCUUACACAUGAUGGGGAGGCUCCUGUAGCCGAUGCAGCAAAACUCUACUGGACAUUUGUAAGGACCACGCAAUCUGGAAUUCUUGGCAUACUGAUCACAAUGCUAGUCUACAUCCUCCUGUUCAUCAUUUCUUCUUUGAUUUUGUAUUUGUAUUGUCUCAGGUUGCACAAUGAUUCCUGGAUAUUGGAUACAUUUCAGCGCAUCCACAGUGACAAAGCCAAGUUCUUCAUACCAUAUGAUUUGGAGAUUUCCAACCAGGAGCUAAGUUAUAUAGUGAAAAGAUCUGAGCAGUGGAGAGGAAUAAAUGGUGAAAGAAGGAAGACUGAGAUCUUGAGAUCUUUUUGUAGAAUAAAAGAAGUUUCUCUUGCUUUGUUUCUUCAACUUCAACAUGGUUCCCAGAAUACAGUAAAUGUUUACUAUUUGUUAAAUACUUUAAAGAAUGAAGCACUUUCCAGUGUUAUUAAAGUUCUACGAAAGUAUGAUGAUGUCCGUUUAAAUUCAUGUGAUUAG
Molecule: messenger RNA, 1875 nt
Organism: Orycteropus afer afer
Lineage: Eukaryota; Metazoa; Chordata; Mammalia; Tubulidentata; Orycteropodidae
Source: RefSeq, a predicted model, not a curated record